UCAAAACAAAAAGCAACCAAAGUUAUUAUACAUCUGCCGUAAGAUUUUUAAAAUGUCGGCAUCUGGGACUAAGCGAGGAAUUGUUACCCUUUCAGGAAAAAGUCCUCAACCACACUCCAAGCUCAAACUGGGAAUUGCUUCUAAACUGGACUCCAAAGAAGUUCCAUCCCAGAAGUCGGCAAUGAAUCGCAACGACACUCAUCUAACAGAUCGCCUCGAUGACGCCUCCGUUGCCGACAGCGAGUUUUCAAGCGGGAUAAAUUUCUAUGAAAACACUUACAAAUUGUUGCCAGAUGCCAAAACGCCAAUGCCAACUAAAACAGUGGAAACCAUAAUUGCAGAUGUUUUGAAAGCGCGCUUCAAGAAAGAAGAUUAUGAUAGUUCCAAGUGCAAAGACCACAGUCAGAAUAUUUGCCGGCUCAUCAAAGAGAAGGUAAAAAGUUUGCUAUGCCCGCGAUACAAACUAGUUGUUGUUGUGCACAUUGGCGAGAAGAAAGGUCAGGGAAUACGAAUUACAAGCAGAUGUGCCUGGAAUGAGAACUUUGACGAUUUCGUUACUGUUUCCUUUACGAAUUCGUCAUUAUUUGCUCAAGCAACUGUUUAUGCUUUGUACGCAGAGUAACAACAAUGGGACGGUUUUCAUGAAGCAAGUUUCCGGUUUUCUAAAGAGUGGAUUUUUUUUUUUAAGCGGACAACUGGCUCAAGUAUGACUUGCUCAAUCCUAUUCGUCAGCAAAACUUGUUUCGUUAAACCGGGUUUAACUAAAUGAAGAUCACAAACAUAAAACUGAAAAACUGGAUUUUCCACAGGAUUCAAGAACUCACUAACUUGUAUUUUCAACGUGCUAAAUUUGAAGUUGAUAAAAAUCGGUUUAUGCAGCUUGUUUGGAUGAUGAACUAUGAUGACCAAAAUAGAUUUAAAACAUGUUUGGGUUUGGUGUGAUUGGGGCAAUAGGUUUCUUGCUCCAACAAAAUCAUGGAAAUUUUAUUUCUCCGAUAUGAAUGAAGAGCUUUGUCUACAACUUGUUAAGUCAGGGAGUUAUGUAUCUUUGGCGACUUUCAUUUGGUGUGCUCUCGUAUUACACCUUACUAAAUGAGGUUUAAAGCCUCUUACGUCAGUCAAACUUAAAAUCGGUCACGUUUCGAUGCGGUAAAGACUUCUGGUUUUCACGACAAUGCACGAGGUAAAGAAUAGAGGAGGAAUGCUCAACGAAAGCCUUCAUCAUUAGUUCUCAAUAUUGCACUUCUGUCAAUCAAUCCUUUGUAUAAAAUCAUUUGAUCCACGAUAAUGUACAAAUUAAGGAGCCAUCUCUGGAAUAACUUGUACUGAUGUGUGAAAUUUGUUCUGAUUAAU
Molecule: messenger RNA, 1353 nt
Organism: Pocillopora damicornis (cauliflower coral)
Lineage: Eukaryota; Metazoa; Cnidaria; Anthozoa; Scleractinia; Pocilloporidae
Product: dynein light chain Tctex-type 5
Biological process (GO): microtubule-based movement
Cellular component (GO): cytoplasmic dynein complex; cytoplasm
Molecular function (GO): dynein intermediate chain binding
Source: RefSeq, a predicted model, not a curated record